UUAUCAUGACUGAUAAUUUGGAUUAUUUAAGCAAAUAUUUUAAGGAGACUUUGAAACCUACUGUAAGAACAAACGUGUUAGAGUGUCGUGUCUGUGAAGAGGUAUUUACCAUUGAUGGAGUAAAAGUUCCAAGAUUAUUACAAUGUGGUCAUACAGUAUGUCAUUCAUGCCUUUUACGGUUGAAACCUUGUAUGACAGACCAGCAGUUUUUACUAUGUCCUUUUGAUAGACAGCCAACAAGCAUUAUUCAAAACAAUAUCUGCAAUUUGAAAAAGAAUUUUGCUUUAAUUGAAUUGUUAGAAAGGCUAGAACAAACUAACAGUGAAAAGUUGCUAAUACUUGAAAGGGAGAGACUCCAGUCCAAUCAGUCUUGUGAUGAAGAUGAAGCUCACACUGCAGUGUUAUAUUGUACAAUUUGUGCAAUUCACUUGUGUGAAAAUUGUGAUAGUAAUAUUCAUUCUUCAAAGACCUUAAGUAAACAUAAACGUGUCCCCCUGUCGGAGAAACCAAAAGACAAACCAAAAUGUCCAGUACAUACAACACACAUAGCAGAAUUUACAUGUACUCAGGAAGGCUGUCACAACUCUCUUAUGUGUUAUUUAUGCAAAGAUUAUGGUAGACAUAGUACACAUAAGUUAGCUUUGGUGGAAGUUGAGGCAGAGAAUAUUAGAAAAUCUAUUGUGACUGCUUUGCAGAAAAUGACACAAUUUAUGGAAAGCAUGAGAGACACAGCAUACAGAAUAGAAACAGUGAUACAAGAAUUAGAAGGAUGGGCAAUAGAAGAUGCAAGACAAAGGGUGCAUCAGCAUUUUGAAGAAUUAAGAGGUUUAUUAGCUGAACAGGAAAAUGCAGCUAUCUCUUGUGUUGAAACGGAAACACGUGGCAGGUUGUGUGCUUUAAGGCAGCAACAACAGGACUUAACUACUACAAGGUCUCAAAUAGCAGAUGUGUGCAUUCAGUGUGAAAGCAUUUUAGAUUCUGAAGAUUGGAAAUUACUAAGUAGCGCAACAAAAGUUAAAGAGGUAUUAACUACAUUGGAACAACAACAACAACAUUAUGUUCAAGUUGGUCCUGACUUCCUCACACCUGAAUCCUCUAUACCCAUAAUAUUCAGCCGGGACAACAGGGUACAUAUUGGUACAAAGAUUGACAUGCGUGUGGUAAUCUUAGGAUUGGAUGGUGCUGGAAAAACAAGCAUUCUAUCAGCCAUGAGAGGCAUCACACUUUCUGGACCACCAAUUCCUACAAUUGGCUUUAAUGUAGAAAGUUUAGAAUAUAAAAAUUUAGUAUUCACAUUGUGGGAUGUUGGUGGACAGCAAAAAUUCAGACCUUUGUGGAAACAUUACUAUCAUAAUACUCAAGCUGUUAUUUUUGUAAUUGAUGCUAGUGACAGAUCUAGAUUUAAAGAGGCACAAAAUGAAUUAUCAAAAAUUGUGAAUGAACGUGAAUUAAAGGAUGCUCUAUUUUUAAUAUAUGCUAAUAAGCAGGAUAUUGUUGGUUGUGCCAGUGUUGAAGAAUUAAGCGAUAUCUUGUGUUUACAAAAAUUAUGUUGCGGCAGAGCAUGGCAUAUACAAAGCUCAUCUUUAAUCACAAAUACUUGCGGCUCUACACAAGGUCUUGAUUGGUUAACACAACAAUUAGGUGCUCAUGAAACCCUAUAUACGAUACCUACGUUAUCUUAAACUUUAUAUAUGCAAUUCUAUUUUAUGCAGAACGUGCUAUUAUAUUAUAACGAAGAAAAUUCAAACUUUUGUAUUUAUAAACUCUUGUAGCCUAUAAUUUGCUUAAUAAUUCGUAUAUUGCACAAUUUAGAAAUACCUUGAUUAAUUGAUAAUUGUGAUGUUUGAGGUUGUAAUUAAUAUAUCGCGUUUCAUAUAAGUGUCAUGUAAAAGCCAUACUAAAGGCGAGAAUAAACGAUUUAAGCACGUCUA
Messenger RNA from Eufriesea mexicana, 1931 nucleotides. RefSeq names its product E3 ubiquitin-protein ligase TRIM23. Gene Ontology annotation, molecular function: GTP binding; zinc ion binding; GTPase activity. The transcript is spliced from 6 exons. Lineage: Eukaryota; Metazoa; Arthropoda; Insecta; Hymenoptera; Apidae. The record is from RefSeq and is a predicted model, not a curated record. The coding region runs from base 6 to 1682 and encodes 558 amino acids.